CGCGCGGUCGCGUCGCGCGCGCGUCGCCGCGGUCGCUCGGACUCGAUUCCGACGACGCGCGCGCGCGAUGGCGUCGCCCGCGCGACGGACGCGCGAGACGGACGACGCGACGGUGAACGCCAUGGGUGGCGAUCGAAACGUGUUCGCGUCGCGCGCGUGCGACGCGUGCCGCGCGCUCGGGUCGUUCAUGGUGCUCGUCGUGCUGGCGAUCGUCGGGCUGACGUACUACGCCACGGUGGUCGUCGUGUACGGACCGUUGGCGGCGGAGGGGGGGGAGGACGCGGGCGUGGCGACGGGGGCGCUGUGCGCGUAUCACGUCUUCGCGUUCAUGCUGCUGUGGUCGUACUUUGCGUGCGUGCUGACGGCGCCGGGAGACGUGCCGAGGGGGUGGACGCCGGCGCCGGAGGAUCCCGAGGAGGCGGCGUCGGAGGCGAAGAAGUCGAACAGCGAAAAGAGACGGCGGUUUUGUAAAAAGUGCGCGGCGUGGAAGCCGACGCGGACGCACCACUGCUCGGUGUGCAAACGAUGCGUGUUGAAGAUGGAUCAUCACUGCGUGUGGGUCGCGAAUUGCGUGGGGGCGUAUAACUAUAAAUUUUUUCUGCAGUUUUUGGCGUACACGUUCUUGGCGACGGUGCUGGAUGCGAUUUUACUGUUGAGCAAUUUUAUAGAUUUCUUCAAAGACGUCGAUCCGGCGGAAGGAACGGAGUUAGCGGUGGUGUUUGUGACGUUUAUAGUCAACGUGGCGUUCUCGGCGUCGUUACUGGGCUUUUUAGUGAUGCACGGUAACUUGAUCCUGAGCAACAUGACGACGAUCGAAAUGUACGAAAAGAAAAAGACGCUUCCGUGGAAGUACGACUUGGGAAGGUUCAGAAACUUCAAGGAAGUGUUUGGAGAGAACGUUUUCAUGUGGUUCCUCCCCGUGCAUUCGAGCUCGCACUUGGAAAAGAUGCGCGUGAACACGGGGAUUUCAGACGGGGAAUGUUUAGAAGGCGCCGCGUACGCCAGGGCGUGCGAAAGCGCGCAACGAGAGGCGACGAUCGGGAAUAGAAAAGGUCGAGCGUAG
Ostreococcus lucimarinus CCE9901 is the source of this 1063-nucleotide messenger RNA. RefSeq lists its product with no specific name. Gene Ontology annotation, molecular function: protein-cysteine S-palmitoyltransferase activity. NCBI's taxonomy places the organism in Eukaryota, Viridiplantae, Chlorophyta, Mamiellophyceae, Mamiellales, Bathycoccaceae. Gene Ontology annotation, cellular component: Golgi apparatus; endoplasmic reticulum. The coding region runs from base 68 to 1063 and encodes 331 amino acids. Gene Ontology annotation, biological process: peptidyl-L-cysteine S-palmitoylation; protein targeting to membrane. The record is from RefSeq and is a predicted model, not a curated record. The transcript is spliced from 2 exons.